AUGGCAACGACAUCAUCAAAAGCGUCGGCCAAUCGCAUGGCCAAGAUAAAGGCACUAUUCGGCUGCAUGUUUGUGCCAUACCUUGUGGCUGCAGUGGGUGUGGGCUGGCAGGCUGUGACCGUGCCGGCUUUGGGGGAGCUGGAACAAGUGGAUCUCCGAGGGAAGACGGUGAUCAUCACAGGCUCCACCUCGGGACUUGGCCAAGCACAAGCAGAGGUGAUGGCAGCCUGGAAUGCAUCUUUGGUCCUUCCCGUGCGGGACAUGAAGAAAGGAAAAGCCUUGCAAGAGAGACUGCAGCAGGAGAACCCUUCCGCACCUCCACCAGUUGUAAUGGAAAUGGAUCUUGCCUCUCUCGAAAGCGUUCGUGCAUUUGCAGAUCAAUACACAGGGCCUGUGGAUGUUCUGGUCCACAAUGCAGCUGUUUUGGGUACCGGUGAGCUGAUCCGUACUCAGGAUGGCUUUGAGGAAUGCUCCCAGGUCAACUACCUUUCCCCGUUCUUGCUGACGUCCCUACUGCUGCCUCGUUUAGAGCAGAGUGAGGAAGCGCGGAUUGUACACGUGUCAGCCAAAGCCCAUGAGCGCAUGCCUCAGAUAUUCCGUCCUGGCUCCGUCCUUGGACCGUUUGCCUGGCAGGAAUUUCGACGUCGGAAAGUCCUCGACUUGGAAUUCCCAAAGAGGCAAAUGCGCAUGUUGGGAAACUUGGGUGGCUCGUAUGCGGAUUCGAAGCUAGCUCAGGUACUCUUUUCUCAAGCCUUGGCCAGACGUUUGCCAGCAAAUGUUGUGACGCAUAGCUUGCACCCUGCAAUUGUUCAGCCCACUGCUCAGCAUGGUCGAAAUGUCAAUUCUUCAACUUGUUGCCUUUUUGGCGCUUAUCUCAUUUCGCAGUGCAUUCUUUGA
Messenger RNA from Durusdinium trenchii, 897 nucleotides. Lineage: Eukaryota; Dinophyceae; Suessiales; Symbiodiniaceae. The record is from the annotation of a GenBank genome assembly.